Mytilus trossulus (common blue mussel) is the source of this 1352-nucleotide messenger RNA. Its product is annotated as NEDD8-conjugating enzyme Ubc12. The transcript is spliced from 5 exons. Lineage: Eukaryota; Metazoa; Mollusca; Bivalvia; Mytilida; Mytilidae. The coding region runs from base 73 to 624 and encodes 183 amino acids. The record is from RefSeq and is a predicted model, not a curated record.
UACGAAACUUUAAGCGGAAGUGCUUAAUUACGCACUGGGUACUUUCACAAUAAAAAAAAACAGAAGACCAAAAUGAUUAAGUUGUUUUCACUAAAACAGGCGAAAAAAGACGGUACCGAUGGUGGAGAAAAAUCAGGAACACAGAAAAAAGCAUCAGCUGCACAGUUGAGAAUACAGAAAGAUAUUCAUGAACUCAAUUUACCAAAGACCUGUCAAGUAGAUUUUCCUGAUCAAGAUGACUUAUUAACCUUUAAACUUACCAUUUGUCCAGAUGAGGGUUUCUACAGAGGAGGAAGAUUUGUAUUUAGUUUUAAAGUAGGUCAAGGUUAUCCUCAUGACCCACCAAAGGUCAAAUGUGAAACAAUGGUGUAUCAUCCUAACAUAGAUUUGGAAGGAAAUGUAUGCCUCAAUAUUUUAAGAGAAGACUGGAAACCUGUGUUAACAGUUAAUUCUAUAGUAUAUGGAUUACAGUAUUUAUUUUUGGAACCGAAUCCGGAGGACCCGUUAAACAAAGAAGCAGCAGACGUAUUACAGAACAACAGACGGUUAUUUGAACAGAAUGUUUCAAAAUCAAUGAGGGGAGGUUAUAUAGGAUCUACAAUGUUUGACCGAUGUUUAAAAUGAUGACCAUUAUAGUUUAGAUAUAAAAAAAAUUGUGACAAACAUUUCAUACAAGUUGUAUAAGAAAAUACAUCAUGCAAGUAAUACCACUGCACCAUCAAGGCAUUUUAUUGGAUGUGUAGUAAGAGAAGCUCUGAUAUUAUUUGUUAUAUAUGUGUUGUUUGGAAAAGAUUGACGUUGGAAGAGGAUAUAAAGUGGGUUGUCUAUCAAAUUGUCACUGAUCAAAUGAAUGUUUUAAUCAGUGACAUUUUGAAAAGGAGAAGCAAAAGUCUUCUUGUCCUAUUUUCUCGUGGAUUGUUAAAAUAAUUUAAAAAAACAUUACAGUGUACUAUUUAAUCUUUUAUGAACCCUCGAUAGUUUUGGUUUCUUUUGCUUCAUGAUGUAUCAUAAUUGUGAAAAAUCAUUCAUAAAAACCUUUCAAGUCACUGUGAAUCAUGAUCUUUAAAUAGUUUUUAUUGAAUAAAUCAUUUCCUAAAGAUUGGUCUGUCUUUUCCCCUGAUACGUCAAGUGUAUCUAGUUAAACUGCCAGUAUACACUAAAAUAUUUCAUUUUUGUUUGAACAAUUUUAUCAUACACCGUAUAAUUGACUAGAAAAGACCUUUCUCGUCUAGGCAUAUCUAAAGGCCACAAUAUUCCUUUCACCAUUUUGAAACUAUUUAAACCCUGAACUUGUCUGAUCCUGUGUUAAAUUACAGAAUAAAAUAGUGAUAUUUUUGUUUUUUUCACAUACA